AUGGCUAGCAUCAGACGAUCCUUCUUCGCCAAUGAUGAGCGGCCUGCUUUCCUUGCCAGUCUUCUUUCGGGCUGCCGGCGUGUUAUGGCUGAGCAGACGGCUGGACUGGCUGCCUCCCCUGACACCUAUCACGCUUUUUGCCGCUUACUUGCUAGAGUAAAAUGCAAUUUUCAAUUAAGUGAACUUGCUGUCCUUCCUGAUUACAACGAAUUCAUUCGCCUCUUCAAGGAAUUGACGGUUAAAAGUCUCCAGGUAGGUACAUUAUUUGACGCCUCUACCACGCUUUCUAGUACUGCUAUGAGUUAA
Molecule: messenger RNA, 306 nt
Organism: Protopolystoma xenopodis
Lineage: Eukaryota; Metazoa; Platyhelminthes; Monogenea; Polystomatidea; Polystomatidae
Source: the annotation of a GenBank genome assembly